Rubroshorea leprosula is the source of this 2081-nucleotide messenger RNA. The record is from the annotation of a GenBank genome assembly. Lineage: Eukaryota; Viridiplantae; Streptophyta; Magnoliopsida; Malvales; Dipterocarpaceae.
AUUUCCAAACCAAACAAGCAAAGUAGAUUCCGUCCACCGCCGGCAUCCGAAAUCGGAAUCGAACAUGGAUAACCUGAUAACAUUGGUCAACAAGAUACAGAGAGCUUGUACGGCGCUCGGCGAUCACGGUGAAGAGAGCGCGUUGCCAACUCUCUGGGAUUCCUUGCCAGCCAUCGCCGUCGUCGGUGGUCAAAGUUCUGGAAAAUCUUCGGUUCUUGAGAGCAUUGUUGGGAAAGACUUUUUACCUCGUGGAGCAGGAAUUGUUACACGAAGGCCUCUUGUGUUACAACUUCACAAGAUUGAUGAUGGAAGAGAAUAUGCAGAGUUUAUGCACCUCCCAAAAAAGAAGUUCACAGAUUUUGCUGCAGUGAGGCAGGAGAUUUCUGAUGAGACUGACCGAGAGACUGGCAGAUCCAAGGCGAUCUCUACAGUUCCAAUCCAUCUCAGCAUCUUUUCUCCUAAUGUGGUGAACUUGACAUUAAUUGAUCUCCCUGGACUUACGAAAGUAGCUGUUGAUGGUCAACCUGAAAGCAUUGUGCUGGACAUUGAGAAUAUGGUUCGCUCCUAUAUAGAGAAGCCCAACUGCAUUAUACUUGCAAUUUCUCCUGCUAAUCAAGAUCUCGCCACAUCUGAUGCAAUAAAGAUAUCUCGUGAAGUUGACCCUAAAGGAGACAGGACUUUUGGAGUUUUGACAAAGAUUGAUCUAAUGGAUAAGGGUACUGAUGCUGUCGAUAUUUUGGAAGGAAAAGCAUAUAAGUUGCAGUACCCAUGGAUUGGUGUUGUAAAUCGGUCUCAAGCUGACAUUAACAAGAGUGUGGACAUGAUUGCUGCACGGCAAAGAGAGCGGGAAUAUUUUCAAAACAGCCCAGGAUACAGGCAUCUUGCUAGCAGGAUGGGUUCAGAGUAUUUGGGAAAGGUGCUUUCUAAGCAUCUGGAAACUGUUAUCAAGUCUCGGAUCCCUGGCCUUCAGUCACUUAUUAGCAAAACAAUCAUUGAACUAGAGACAGAAUUGAGCCGUCUUGGGAAACCUAUAGCUGCUGAUGCUGGAGGGAAAUUGUAUAUGAUCAUGGAAAUCUGUCGAGUUUUUGAUCAAAAUUUCAAAGAACAUCUUGAUGGCACACGCUCUGGUGGUGAUAAAAUCUAUGGUGUAUUUGAUAAUCAACUUCCUGCUUCUUUGAAGAGAUUGCAUUUUGAUAAGCAACUUUCAAUGGAUAAUGUACGCAAGCUAAUUACUGAAGCUGAUGGAUACCAGCCCCAUUUGAUUGCUCCUGAACAAGGAUAUCGGCGUUUGAUUGAAUCUUCCUUAGUAACCGUGAAAGGUCCUGCCGAGGCUGCUGUUGAUGCGGUUCAUGCUAUAUUAAAGGAUCUCAUACAUAAGGCUAUGGGCGAGACAAUGGAACUAAAGCAGUAUCCAACUUUGAGAGUAGAACUUGGAAAUGCAGCUAUUGAAUCAUUAGAAAGAAUGAGGGAUGAAAGCAAGAGAGCAACCCUACAGCUAGUUGAGAUGGAGUACUGCUACCUGACUGUUGAAUUCUUCAGGAAGCUUCCUCAAGAUGUUGACAAGGGUGGAAAUCCUACACAUUCAAUUUUUGAUAGAUAUCAUGAUUCAUAUCUUCGACGGGUUGGAAGCACAGUUCUGUCUUAUGUGAACAUGGUUUGUGCGAGUCUGAGACAUUCUAUCCCAAAGUCGAUUGUCUAUUGUCAAGUCCGAGAAUCUAAACGCAGCUUGCUCGAUUUCUUCUUCACCGAGUUGGGCAGGAAAGAGACAAAGCAGUUGGCUAAACUGCUUGAUGAGGAUCCAGCAGUAAUGCAGCGCCGCACUUCCCUUGCCAAGAGACUGGAACUGUACAGGAGUGCCCAAGCAGAGAUUGAUGCGGUUGCCUGGGCAAAGUAGGCGGAAAUGUACUGUCGUUUGGUUCAAGUGUUAUUCAUUGGAAGGGCAGCCUGCAAAUUCAUUUCCCACGACUUUGCUAGGAGAUUUUGGUCUAUUAGAUUCUAAGAAGUAAGAACAUUAUUGAAGUCUUCCCCUACGCAUGUUGCUUAAUAUUAUUUAUUUUUCAUAAUAAUAUUUAUUUUUUUAU